Oryctolagus cuniculus (rabbit) is the source of this 391-nucleotide messenger RNA. The record is from RefSeq and is a predicted model, not a curated record. NCBI's taxonomy places the organism in Eukaryota, Metazoa, Chordata, Mammalia, Lagomorpha, Leporidae.
UUCCCCCCGGGACGAGGCUCCUCUCCCGGCCGCAGCCUCGCAGCUCUCCACCCUGUUUCUGGAAGGCUCCAGGGUGCAGCAGCACUCACGCGCUCCUCUCCGUCCCCGCAGGCUGCGGGAGCACCAUCGGGCCACCGUGAAGGUCAUCCGGCGCAUGCAGUACUUUGUGGCCAAGAAGAAAUUCCAGCAAGCGCGGAAGCCUUACGACGUGCGUGACGUCAUCGAGCAGUACUCCCAGGGCCACCUCAACCUCAUGGUGCGCAUCAAAGAACUGCAGAGAAGGCUGGACCAGUCCAUCGGGAAGCCGUCCCUGUUCGUCCCCAUCUCAGAAAAGAGCAAGGACCGCGGCAGCAACUCCAUUGGCGCCCGCCUGAACCGGGUGGAAGACAAG